Messenger RNA from Chiloscyllium plagiosum (whitespotted bambooshark), 5183 nucleotides. It is a transcript of the gene stard9, whose product is annotated as StAR-related lipid transfer (START) domain containing 9. Lineage: Eukaryota; Metazoa; Chordata; Chondrichthyes; Orectolobiformes; Hemiscylliidae. Gene Ontology annotation, molecular function: lipid binding; ATP binding; microtubule binding. Gene Ontology annotation, biological process: microtubule-based movement. The record is from RefSeq and is a predicted model, not a curated record.
GCUUCGACUGAUUGACAGACCUCUCGCCCCGUCCCCGUGUAGCGAUUGACAGCCCCCCCAACCCGUGCUCUGAUUGACAGUUUCCCCUCACCCCGCCCCCUGCUCUGAUUGACAGCCAUCCACGCCCCGCCCCCCCCUUGUCAGGACACUCACUGGCCGGUGGGAUGGCAGUACAGGCGGCGGAGUGAGCAGCGUGUCCGGACAGGCAUCUCGCUCGGGUGGGGGCGAGGGGGAGACAGGCCGGCGGACAAUGACACUGGUGCCUGAAGUUGCGGAGUGAAGCACAGCCUUAGCAGCAAGACUAAUCCUCCUGAGUGAUGGCCAAUGUGCAAGUGGCCGUCAGGGUUCGACCCCUCAGCAAGAGAGAAAAUGCAGAAGGAUCGAGUAUAAUUGUGCAAGUGGAUGACAAGGUAGCCAGCAUCAGAAAUAUAAAGCUGGAUUCCCGACUUGAUAGCCCUGGGAAUGCAAGGGAGCGGAAGAUCGAGUUCACCUUUGAUUACUGUUACUGGUCGGUAGAUCCUGACUCUGCAAACUUUGCACCUCAGGAACUGGUGUAUCAGGAUCUUGGCACAUCAGUCCUGUCAGGAGCUAUAGAGGGUUACAAUGUCUGUCUGUUUGCCUAUGGGCAAACUGGCUCAGGAAAAACGUAUACUAUGAUGGGGACACCAGCAUCUGUUGGGCUGACACCGAGGAUAUGCAAGGGGCUCUUCUCCAGGGUGGAUGACUACCAAGAGAAGCCAACAUCAUGCAGAAUAGAAGUUAGCUUUCUGGAAAUUUAUAAUGAACGUGUCCGAGAUCUUCUGAAGCGCUGUGAUGGAAACAAGCCCUACACACUUCGAGUGCGUGAGCACCCUGAUAAGGGUCCCUAUGUGCAAGGAUUAUCGCAGCACUUGGUAUCAGACUACAAGCAACUUAUUGAGCUUUUAGAGGAAGGGAAUUCAAACAGAAUCACUGCUGCUACCCACAUCCAUGAUGCCAGCAGCCGAUCCCACGCCAUCUUUACCGUCCAUUACACUCAGGCAAUUUUGGAGAGUCACCUUCCAUCAGAGAUAGUUAGCAAAAUUAACCUUGUUGAUUUGGCAGGCAGUGAGAGAGCUGAUCCAAAUUUCUGUAAGGACAGAAUCACUGAAGGAUCAAAUAUUAACAAAUCUCUGGUUACUCUGGGAAUAGUCAUCUCCACUUUAGCACAAAAUUCCCAAAUGUCCACCAGCUGCCAGAGUAUUAAUAGUAUGGUGAGCGAAGGUGAUUCUGGAAGCCAUUCCAGUGCAUAUUCAGGAAGCAGCAGACGCCAAUGUUAUGUUCCUUACCGUGAUUCUGUCCUCACCUGGCUUCUCAAGGACAGUCUUGGAGGAAAUUCAAAAACCAUUAUGAUUGCAACAAUCUCUCCUGCAAGCACAAGUUACAGUGAAACAAUCAGCACCUUAAGAUAUGCAGCACAUGCAAAGAAUAUUAUCAAUAAACCACGAGUGAAUGAGGAUGCUAAUGUAAAAUUGAUUAGAGAACUGCGUGAGGAAAUUGACCGAUUGAAAGCCAUGCUGAUGAGUUUUGAAUUACGAAACUCCAGUCCUUCUUUAAGCGAUGAAAAAGAUGGAAGCCUAACAGAAAUGUUACUUCAAAAUGAACUCAAGAUAGACCAACUUGCCAAAGAUUGGAAGGACAGAUGGAAAGACACAAAAGCAAUCAUGGAGGAGUACUAUGUGGAUAUAAACCGAGGAAAAGCAGGAGUGAUUGUUGCCUCCCAGUUACCUCAUUUAAUAGCAGUGGAUGAGGAUAUAUUAAGUACAGGUGUUGCUCUCUACCAUCUUAGGGAAGGAACAACAACCAUUGGGAGAAUUGAUGCCGAAACAGAACAAGACAUUGUUCUGCAGGGUCCUUGGGUGGAGCCAGAGCACUGUGUCAUUCACAAUCACAAUGGCAUAGUGACAAUUGAACCAAUUGGAAGGUCACAGUGCUCUGUUAAUGAACUGGACAUCACCCAUUCAUGUCGUUUGUCCCAAGGUGCUGUUAUAAUCAUAGGAAAAGUGCAUAAGUUCAGGUUUAACCAUCCAACUGAAGCUGCAAUGUUGAGACAAAGGAGAACUAGUAGCAGCAUGUCUCUGGAAAGCAGUGGCUCCUGUGAAUGGCUAGAUUUGGAUGGAGAAUUCAACUUCUCCCCUCCUUAUGUUUUGUCUCCUCUCAUGCAAGCAAGCUUUGAACACGAUAAGGAGAAGGAUGAAGAAAUGGAGCUAAGUGAAACCAGGAGGCAGCUAGUUCAACUUCGGGAGAGAUACCAAAACAAACAGCAGGAGCACAAAGAAUACAAACACAAGCUGAAGGCAUCGGAAGCUUUUUACCAAGGGCAGGUACAGCAGCAGGAAUGCUACAUUGAGGAACUGCGAAAACACAUCCAAGCAGCCCAGUCGCAGGCAGAACAAGAGCUCAAACACGAUCAGGAGCAGCUCAAACAACAAAUUGAGCUAAACCAGCAAUGUCUAGCAAAUGAAGAGAGGCGUUUGGAGUCUUUAGCGCAGCACCGCCGUGAGCUGGGGACACAGACAGAGACUGUAAAGUUCACUGAGUGUGGGGUACAAAUCACCCUUCAAAACAAGGAGAUUCCUUCCCUUGAGCAAGAUAGGAAGCGGCUGGUGCAGCUGGAACUGCUUCAGAAACACUCACUGAAGAAGGCCGAGCGAAAUAUCAGCAAGAAAAGAGUCAAAUACCAGCUGGAGAGAAUUGCCGGGAAGCAAAAACUGUUGGAAGCCAAAACCAACCUGCAACACCUGGAGGCUGCAAGCUUACUCAGCAAGGAUCAACUCAAGCAGCCAACCGUGGACAAAAUGAACACUUUACAAACCAGUCCAAAUCCAAAACUGACAAAGUGGAACAAAUCAUUCCCUCCAUACUCAUUACCAGCAACAAAACAAUCACCAUCUGUUCGUUUACUAGCUAGAAGGCACUCUGAUUCAAAUGACCUGGUAUCACGCCUGUACCCACAGUAUGUCCCAGUUUACAGUGAUUUCCUGAAGAGAAAGAACUUGGCUACAUCACCUCAAACAAAGAAGUGGCACAGUUCAACACAGGAGUCUCACUCAGUGGGUUCACCUCCAAAAGAGGGUUUGUCCAUCACAAGGCAGCAAGGGAGUGAGACUGUUUCACCUGCCUGGGGCCAAAUUCACAAGAAACGAAAGGCAGUUGGGCAUGAGAAAGUCUCCAAGCCUGAAGCCAUAACAGAACCAAAUGAAAGCAGUAACUUCACUGAUAAAGAGCACACACAAAAGGAUAACAUGAAUGACCAACACCCAGAAGUCCAACAACUCAGCAGUAAAGUUCCUGAAAAUAAACAUUCAUCAGGCUGCAUGCUGUCUGAGACAAGGAUACUUGGACCAGAUUUGGUGGAUGUUGAAACUAACAGCGACAAGCUACUUAAAGUAACUAAUGAAGACAUGAGGCAGGACUUUUCAUGGAAGCGUACGUUCAUGGAUGUUGGCGAUAUGUCCAGAGUUUGUAAAAAGCCCCCAUGUGGACAAUUGAGCAGAGCUAAAAGAGUCUGCAAGGAGUGUGCCAUGAGGAUGUCUUCCCUGAGCCAGUGUCAGCAUCCCACCAAGGAAGCUUCUUCACUGGUCAAUCUUUGGGAACCAGUGCCUCAUCCUGACAAGACAAGGAAGUGGCACAGUGACAAAAUAUUGACUGCUGGCAUUACCACGGCUGCUCGUGAUUCACUAAGGGACUGGUCAGGCACAGAGGAAACGUCAGAUGGUGAAAGUGUGUACUCUGUAGAUUCUCUGUCUUCUGCUUAUGCAACCGCAUUAAAAGAGCAGUUACUGGAUGAAGAGUUGGAGGCUCACCAAGGUGAAUGGCAUGACGAUUGUAGUGGAAGUGAUGACAGUCAGAUGUCCCAAGAUUCGUUGGUGGACACGGACACAAAACUAGCUGCUGGCAUGAUGAAUGUUAGUGUGUUGUACAAUAAAGUAACAAGUUUCAACCUUGCAAACAGAGGGAGAAGUAUUUCUCUGAACAGCUUAGCUGAUGUGAAAGGGCAAAGUGACAUUUUCAGAAUGGAUUCAGCUGAAUCAACUGCAUCAGAUGAAAUGCCAGCUGAAAUGUAUUGGAAUCUACCUUGGACUGAAGGUGAUGAAACUAAAGCCCACCAGGCUUCUGAAGCACAACUUGAUAAAAACCAGGGAAUGGGAGCUGUGAGAUUAAAAAGGCUGAAUUUUUAUUUGAGCAGUAACACAGAACUAAAAACUACAGGCAUGGAUAAAAAUACGCGACUGGGAAAUCUGGAGCCAAAUAGAAAUGAUACGGACUCUGUGAUCGUGACAGAUGGUUGGUCGUCUUGUGAAUCCAGUCACGGGAGUAACUUAAAGGUAGAUUCAGCCUGUGACACUUGUGUUUCGGAAAUUUCGCGAGAGCAGGAUGUGGAGGAUGAUCCAACUGAAAGACCAGAAAGAAUUUGGAUUCUCCCGGUGCUUAACUUUGGUCCACCACAUGACUGCCAGCAGUAUGAUGGAACCUGUAAUUUUCCAUUUGUUAAUCUCAGAGAGGACAAUGCACCAUGUACUGAAGACAAAGACAACUCACUAGAUCAAGAAAAGGAGCAUCUCAUCAGUACAUUUAGAACUGAUAGAGUAACAACAUCAGAUCCAAGUUGUACUGAACAUCCUAAGGUUCAUGUUACUGAAAUGGUUGGAAAUUCGAAAAUAGAAACUAUGCAUGUAUUGGCAAGGAAGACACAAGAUAGUAAUGUGCCAGAUCAAGUCUUUACUACACAGCAGUAUCCAUUAUUAAUACAAUCUAAAGAACUUGUGGAGUCUUUUGUGACUGACUCUUGUUUGAAACUUAGGUCAGCUGGUACAGAUGUGGUUGCUUCCAGGCAGAAUGUUAGCUCAGAAAUGGAGGUAGCACACAGAGAACAACAAAUCACAGAAACAGAAGCAAUGCGCACACAGUCUCAGGGCAAUCUGUUCGAUGACGAAACUUGCCACAGAAGGUGUGAUGUGAGGGGCAGUGCUUCAAAAGUGAACACAACCAAUUUCUCAUCCGGCUUUGAGAGUUUAGUCAUUUCUGGCACUGAACAAUCCACACUACAAUCAGGAUCCCAAACCUUAUCCGAUUUUUCUUGCCCUCCAACUAUUUCUAACUCCAAUGGACCUUAUGGACUGGCGUAUGGGCCAUUGGAACAGGUUCUGGACCCCAGUGUGGAU